This is a messenger RNA of Microdochium trichocladiopsis, 4714 nucleotides long. RefSeq lists its product as uncharacterized. Bases 94 to 4560 code for a protein of 1488 amino acids. Gene Ontology annotation, biological process: protein deubiquitination. The transcript is spliced from 5 exons. NCBI's taxonomy places the organism in Eukaryota, Fungi, Ascomycota, Sordariomycetes, Xylariales, Microdochiaceae. The record is from RefSeq and is a predicted model, not a curated record. Gene Ontology annotation, molecular function: cysteine-type deubiquitinase activity.
GAAGCGAGCUCGACAACAAGUAACAGCGGUGCCUUUCCGUUCACACGGGGCGCCUCCCCAUACGCUACCAAGACAACACAUCAUCGAGCCAUCAUGGGAGGUGCCGCAGAAUUGCCAGAAAGGUCCUCUUCCCCACUGAAAAGGCCAGCUUCGAGCAUGGAGCCAGAACCGAUCCAGGACAAAGACGUCGAUGUCGACAUGGUUUCUGUCUCCCAUACUGAGGUCUCGCCGUCACCCUCCAAGCCGGAGGAGCAGGGCUCUGGAGAGAGCCAAGACGAGACCAUGGCUGAGUCAAGUUCGGUCACAACCGAGGACACUAUUGCGCCUUGGUCACCCACACAAGUCGAGGCACACAUCAAGACCAUUAGGGCUCUUGCCGAAGAAAUGCACACUGCGCCCUUGGAGCCUGGGCAGGAAGGAUUUCUUGUUUCGAAGAAAUGGCUGGCCACUGUGCUGCCAGACGAUGCCUCAAAAAAGACAGCCGAGAUCGACCCUGAGACGAUUGGCCCCGUAGACAACUCCGAUAUAAUUUGGGAAACGAUCAGAAAUCCUCUCGUGGGUGAUGGUGUGGCGGACGAGUCCAAGAAGUUCUUCGUCCGCCUCAAGGCACAGUACGGCAGCGAACAGUUCGAGAUACUGCCACCCAAAGCUUGGGAGCUCCUGCGGCAGUGGCCUGGGCUGAAGAAGGGACAGCUACCAAUCCGUCGUGUAGCCAAUAACACUGGAGACGAAAUGAACCCUAAUGUCAUUUUCGAAUUUCAUCCAGUCGUCCUUCCCGUGCAUCGGGUCUGGUCUGCCAACAGUCCAAUCGCCAUCGACUCGAGCCUGAAAGCUAGGAACCCCCCGGCGGAGAGACUAAUCUGCGAAAAGACGUCAAAAUUCCAAACCUUUCUGGCCCAAGCAAAGCGGGUCACGGACAUAGACCGAGGCCAAAGGGUCAGAGUCUGGAGAAUUCCAAAACCGCCCGCGCCGACUGGUCCAGUCAGCCUGACACCUCCGGCUAGCCCAGAUAGGGGCGAGGAGAAUCAAACAUCACCGGCUUGGAGUCAAAUGCUUGUCGAGGUUGACUCCUUCCUCGCUCUCGAGAGAGAUUCUGAGCGAGAGGUAGUUGCGACUGACAAGGAGAAUCCAAUGUCCAGUGCCAACGAUCCGACGACGUUGGGCGCUCUAGGCUUGACCCAGGACGAGCCAGUCGUACUUGAAGAGUUCGUCCAAGACAGCGGGUGGCUCACACAAUACUCUCCAGCUCAAGCUUCAGCAGCACUGGACCUCAACCGAGAUUCUUCACGCCUUGCAGCUGUUCACCCAGAUGGGACACGCAGUGGGCGCACAAGCCCAGGCCCUAUCACACGUGGCCGGGCGCGAAAGUCCGGUCGGACACUUGGAUGUGUGGGGCUCAGCAAUCUUGGUAACACCUGCUACAUGAAUUCCGCGCUCCAGUGUGUCAGGCAUAUUGAGGAGCUCACAAAGUAUUUCCUUGUCAAAGAGUGGAAGAAGGAGCUGAACAGAGAAAAUCUGCUCGGCCACAAUGGAGACGUUGCGAGCCAGUACGCAUAUCUCCUGGAGGAGAUGUACAAAGAUCCUCCUCCUGGCUCUGUUAGUCCUAACAGAUUCAAGCACACGAUUGGGAAAUACGCUCCAUCGUUCUCGGGCUACGGCCAGCAAGACACGCAAGAGUUUCUAGGAUUCCUCCUCGAUGGCCUACAGGAAGAUCUCAGCCGUAUAAAGAAGAAGCCGUAUAUCGAGAAACCCGACUCCACCGACGACAUGGUGAACAACCCAGAGGCGAUUCGCAGCAUGGCCGAGCAGGUCUGGGACAUAACAAAGAAGAGAGAUGACUCGGUCAUUGCUGAUCUCUUUACCGGAAUGUACAAGUCUACCCUGGUCUGUCCGGAUUGCAGCAAGGUCAGCAUUACCUUCGACCCCUUCAAUACCUUGACGCUGCCUCUUCCAGUCGAGAGCAAGUGGAACCACACCAUCAAGUUCUUCCCCCUCAAUGACAGACCAAUCGACAUCAACGUGGAGCUUGAUAAACAUGCCAGCAUCAAGGCUCUCAAGGAGUUCAUUUCAGUACGCACCGGCGUACCGCCUGAGCGCUUGUUUGGCGCAGAGAUGUGGAAGGACAAAUUUUACAAGACCUACCCAGAUCUGGCCGCCGCUUCCGAGGAGAUAACGACGAAUGACAACGCAUGGUUUUUCGAGCUUGAGGCCAAGCCCACUAAUAUUGGAGGCGGAAAGCAAAAGUACGGCGUGCCUGUCCAGUCUAUGCUAGACACAACCUCUGGACGGUCCUGGAAGGAGGAAUUGUCAACAAACUUGCUCGUUCCAGUCUUCCACCGCAAGCCCGGAACGGCCAAAUCCUCGUAUCAAUUCAACUCACGCUGGCAAGGUUGUGCGGUGCCCCACUUCAUUGUGGUCACGUCUGAGGAAGCGCGCAGCGAGGACGCCAUUAGGCGCAAGGUCCUCGAAAAGAUUGCCUCCCUAUCCGCCAACCCCAUUUUCCAGGAAUCGGACACAGCGGAGAGCACUGAGGCUGAGAUGAUUGGACCGAAUGGUUCCGACUCUACGUCCUCCCUGGAAGGUAAAGUUGCAGCCAGAUCAGUUCAAGGCGAGGACGAUCUGGUCGACGUUCAGAUGAGUUCAUCUGCAGGUGAAUCUGGCGGCAAGCCAGCAGAUCAGCCGAUCUCGACCAUCACAAAACAUGUCUUCAACCAUGCUCGGCCAAGUUGGAUAGAUCCCAAGAAGUUCCUCCCGGCCGAGCUACAAAAUCUGUUCGAGAUGAGCUAUUUUUCCGAGAACAGCGCCCGGAUCCCGACUGGACAGCAAAGCAUCGAGGAUAGCAAAGAGUACCCGAGACUGUCGUCUAGAGUCGUCGUUGCAUCUCCGUCCUCAUCCGACGACGCCACCGAUAACACGGCCAACGAUAACUCAGUCACCGACGCAGCCUCUAACGAGGACGUCAGCUCUGAUGAGACUCUUGCUAAUACCGAGGGACCUUCGACACGCAUGACAGAAGAGAGUGACGAGGAUGAAAAGGCAGUCAAGACACUGCCGCAAAGACCCAAGCCCGGCAGGCAAUUUAAGCCCGUAGCAAAGGGCCCCGGGGGAGGACGCAAGAAGAUGAAACCCCACAAGACGUAUGGAAAAGGGGGGAAAAAGAAGCUUCGUCAACAGCAACGUGAGGAAGAAAAGCGUGCUCGUUCUAUGGAGUCCGAACAAGACCCAUACGAAGAGGACGAGCCUGUGCCAAAAGAUGGCGCCGACGGCGGUGCUCUGAUUCGCCUUAGGGAAGGCAUCAUUGUGGAAUGGUCCGAGGACGCCUACACAGAGAUUUUCGAAAACUCCGAUGCCAAGAAUGCUCUAUGGAACUCCUGCGACACCUUGGCAGACCCACAGCUCGAGAAGACGCAACAAACGCGCGCUAAGAGGCGGAAGAAUGGCAUCUCGAUUGAGCAAUGCUUGGACGAGUUCGAACGGGACGAGAUCCUGUCAGAAAACGACAUGUGGUACUGUCCGCGCUGCAAGGAUUUCCGUCGAGCCAGCAAGAAGUUUGACCUGUGGAAGACGCCUGAUAUCCUGGUCAUGCAUCUGAAGCGUUUCAGCUCCGCGGGUUAUAGACGGGACAAGCUGGAUGUCUUUGUUGACUAUCCUGUCGAGAACCUCGACAUUACUCAGCGUGUGCUUCAUCGAGAAGAGGGCAAGCAAGAGGUUUAUGACCUAAUUGGUGUCGACUGCCAUUUUGGUGGUCUUGGUGGAGGGCACUACGUCGCUCAUGCGAAGAACUUUUUUGACAACAAGUGGUAUCAUUACAAUGAUUCGUCAUGCAGCCCGAAGAGCGCUGACAGCGUAGUGGAUCCCGCUGCUUACCUGCUGUUUUACCGCCGUCGGUCUGACGUGCCGCUGGGUGGACCGCGUUUCAAGGAGAUCGUCACGCGGUUUGCCGAGAUCACUUCGACGGACGAGUCGACCGAGCAGGGGGAAGCCCAGGGCCUCGGCGAGGGCUCUACCCUCUCAACUGGGUCGUCGAGCGCUAUCAGAGGAGCCGGAGCUUCUCGCCAGCUCAGCGGAAGUCUUGGUGGUGAUCGGGAGAUGGGGUUUGGUCUCAACCGCUCAGAUGACGAAGGCAUUGACCUUGCAGACAACGCUCUUGCGCCCAAGUCGAUCAAUGGCAUCAGCAACUGGAGCUUUGCGCGGCUCAAUGAGCAAGAUCAGGGAGCUGCAGGUACACCGGGAUCUCCUACUGCUUCAGAUGAAGCUCAGCACGAAUCUUCUGGUGACGAGGGCUCAACAAGCGAGCGCCUGAUCGGCCCGCAGAUCGUUCACGUAUUCCCUGAUGGUCCGGAUCCUCGCGAAUACUCCGGAAUGACAAGCUACCAACUCUCUGGCGACGAAGACUUUGCCUCCCAUACGGAUGACCUGCCCCCAGCAUAUCGUAGAGGCGCCUCGAGGGAAGACAUGGCACAGAUUUGGGGCGAGAAGGGCGGCGUCCUGGAGGUGCCGGCAGCCGGAGAGUCUGAAAGGGACUCGGAAGAUGUUACAGAGAUCCAUCUUGGUGACUAGAACAAAUUCGGAGACCGUUUGAAAUUUCGGCCUCGAGGUAUAUAUCCGUAUUGUAUGCAUUGUUGGCGCAACCACCUUGGUCAGCAGUAGAGAAUAAAAGUACAUCCAAGCCGUAAGGCCUAUCUAGAAAGAAUAAGUUCUCUCUCAAACGUAA